Molecule: messenger RNA, 2879 nt
Organism: Tuber aestivum (summer truffle)
Lineage: Eukaryota; Fungi; Ascomycota; Pezizomycetes; Pezizales; Tuberaceae
Source: the annotation of a GenBank genome assembly
AUGAAGCUUGACCAUCUAGUCACCCUCGGGGGGGCUCUGUCCCUGCUCGCCGGAAACGUCGCAGCAGCAGUGGGAAGUUCAGCGUCAUUGCCUAAAGCACGAGGGGACCCGGAAUCGUCGAUAGUUUUACAAAGCCAACAACGGAACUCCCCAGGACGAUUACUGGGCGAUCGACUCAAUGCAAAACCCCCCGACGAUGGCACCGCCGUCGGUGGCGAUAGUGACGAUGCUAAUGAGCCCUCGAAACAAACCGCGGCGGCCCUGGUAAACGAUGCGCUCGCCAUCCUGCGGACCCUUGAUCCGAACCCCUCGCGGUCCUCGCGGUCUACUAUGCGGGAGGGCGGGGGAGGAAGAGGGCAGGUGGAGGGGGAAGGGCCGGAUGGUUUGUUGGGAUUAAUCGCGAGUUGCGUUAAGCGAGCGGCCAGGGUUUUAUUAUUGUAUACUCCAUCGACACUGGAGGAGCCGGUGGAUGGUGGGAGGAAGGUCAUGGUUUUGGGGAAGAAGUUGGCGGCAGCGGUGGAGAAACUUGAGACCGCUGGGAGGGUGUUGAGGAGCCCUGAUGCGAUUUAUUUGCUGGCGCAGAUGAAUUUUGUGGGUCCCCUCGCUUCCCCCCGUUAAGCCAUUUCUCGGGGGUGCCGUGUGAGUGGGCUAAUUUAUGGGGGGGGGGAACAGUAUGGGAAUUGGUCGUACCCUAGGAAUUACCCUGUGGCCUUUGAGAAGUAUAAGCAACUAGCGGACCUCACGGGGAAUUCGACAGCGCAGAGCAUGGUUGGAUUCAUGUACGCUACGGGCGUCGGGGGCGCUGUGGAGAGGGAUCAGUCAAAGGUUGGUUUUCUAGGGGGAACUUGGAGACUGGGCGAGGUUGCAGUGUUGACAGCGUUGCAGGCCUUACUUUAUCAUACCUUUGCAGCGCUCAACGGCGAGACUCGGUCCGAGAUGACCGCCGCGUUUCGACAUCAUACCGGGAUCGGCACCCCCCGGCGAUGCGAAGAGGCCGCUUUCUACUACAAAAGAGUUGCUGACAAAGCGAUGGAGUAUUGGCGCUCCGGCCCGCCCGGGGGCCAUGCGUUGAUCAAGCAUAGCUAUAGGCUCGCGGACGACGAGGGCGGUGUAUACGGGGAGGGUGCCUCGGUGGUGUCGUCCGGGAUGAAUGCUAUGCGACGUGGAACCACGACUGACUCUGCCAAGGACCUGGAUGAUAUCCUAGAAUACUUGGACCUUCUGGCCCGUAAGGGAGACCUAUCCGCUACAUUUAGUCUUGCAAAACUCUAUUAUGAAGGGUCUAGGAAUCUCCCUAGGGACCUUGGAAAGGCUAAGACCUAUUUUGUUAAUGUUGCUAGGCAAUAUUGGUCUAAGGAGGGGAAGCCUAUAUCCGGGGGACCUCCGGGCCUGGAGAAGCUCGCUGGUAGGGCCGCGGGAUAUCUUGGGAAAAUGCAUUUGAGGGGCGAAGGGGUUGCCAAAAACUACGCUCAAGCGGUAAAGUGGUUUGAGCUUGGAAUUGAGAAUGUUGGGCUCUUGUGAGGGGUUUCAUUACAUGCCUGGGGCUAAUUGAGGUAUAGGGGGACGCAAGUUCGCAAAACGGCCUCGGAUUCAUGUACCUUCGUGGAUAUGGUGUUAAAGUGAAUCGUCUGAAGGCAGCCGAAUUCUUCCAGAUCGCUACCGAACAAGACCUACCUCAGGGUCAGAUCAAUUUGGGCAAGAUCUUCCUGGAGCAGAAUGACAUCGAGACUGCCAAGCGCUUCUUCGAACUCGCAGCACGUCAUGGAACCCUCGAGGCUUAUUACUUCCUCGCGGAGAUUUACAACUCUGGGCUCGGGAAAGAGCGUUCCUGUGCACUGGCGACGGCCUACUACAAGAUUGUUACGGAAAGGGUCGAACCACUUCACAGUCCGUUGGCCUGGGCGAAUGAGGCGUAUGCUAGUGGGGAUAAGGAGAGUGCUGUAAUCGGGUACAUGAUGGCUGCUGAGCAAGGUUACGAAGCCGGACAGGCAAACGUCGCAUUCCUGCUUGACCAGGAAAAGUCGAAGCUGGACCUGAAGUCCCUUCUCAACCCCAAGUCCAGGGACCCAAUGGAUCAAGAAUUGGCUCUCAUAUACUGGACCCGAUCCGCCAAGCAGUCCAAUACCGAUUCCCUGGUCAAGAUGGGAGACUACUACCUUAGCGGUGUCGGCACGGAGCAGGAUGCAGCGAAGGCUGCAAGUUGCUACACCGCCGCCAGUGAACUCCAAGCUUCCGCACAAGCGCUCUGGAAUCUCGGUUGGAUGCACGAGAAUGGUAUAGGCGUAGAGCAAGACUUUCACCUAGCAAAGCGCUACUACGAUCUUGCUCUAGAGACGAACCAAGAAGCAUACCUCCCAGUAACUCUGAGUCUCUUCAAACUCCGCCUGCGUAGUUUUUGGAAUACCAUCACCGGCGGCAAUAUUAAUGCCAUUGGCGCCGACCCAGGUAUUAACUCCCUUCCAGUCCCCCCAGCAGUGACUUAUUGUGCAACAGACCCAAAACCAAAAAAAUCCCUCACCCUCCGAGAAUUCUUCAAGCAAUGGUACGAAGCUACGCCAGACGAAUAUGCGGAUCCGGACGAUAUUUACGCCGCGACAGCGACGGGCGGGGAAAUUCCUGGCGAAGAGUACUACGACGCGGAGUAUGAGGGUGAUUUGGUCGAGAGUGUGAUUAUACUUGCUCUUGCGGCGGCUGUAGCGAUAUUGGUGUAUUAUCGGCAGCAGCGGCAGCAGCAGAUUGCCAGGAGGCAGCAACAGCAGGGACAACAAGGGCAAGGGCAAAACAAUGGGGAGGGAAUGGGUGGUGAUGGUGGUGGCGAUGGUGGUCCGAUACAGGGUAUGGGAGGGGAAGGGUUUGGACAGUGGGGUGUGCCACAUUAG